Messenger RNA from Anopheles funestus (African malaria mosquito), 1319 nucleotides. RefSeq names its product dual specificity protein kinase shkD (gene ImpE3). Lineage: Eukaryota; Metazoa; Arthropoda; Insecta; Diptera; Culicidae. The coding region runs from base 119 to 1201 and encodes 360 amino acids. The transcript is spliced from 6 exons. The record is from RefSeq and is a predicted model, not a curated record.
UUCGCACAUUCAUUCGCAUCGGACAGUCCUGAGGGUGCGAUCGUACGCAUGUGAUGUAUCGAAAUCAGUGCUUUUCCAGACGCCACACCGAAUUGGUCGAUUUACGACGGGUGGCGCAAUGAAGUUAAUCCUGUACGCUUUGUGUGGAAUGUUAUACGCGUUGUUACAACAACCGAUAAAUGCAUCGGAUGUUAGCAUGUUAGCGGAUGAGGAGGAAAAGUUAGGUGACCGUGGGCCACUACUGGUGGAUAACUAUAUUCCUGUGACGAUGCAAAUUUUGCACCACUGUAUCGAGAUGAUACAGUACGAACCAACGAUGACACCACCACCGAUGGAUGCGGAAGUAGAGAAAAAUCCCACAACAACCACCAAGCGUCCACCUACCACAACGAUUGCUUCGACUUUACCGUCCACAACCUCCGCCAUGAAGCCAUCGGGAGAUAGCACAUUAACUACGGCUAAACCCCCAGCUGCAACACUAUUUCCAACCAGUCCCCAUAAACCGGGCUAUUAUGGACCGGAGAAACCUCCGCCAACGGUUGUGACAACAACGGUGAAAACCAUCACAACCAGCAGUACGACCACUGAGACGCCAAAAGUGAACGAAAGUCCCACCAGCGCUAGUUUGCUUUGGAGUGACAAACCCUUUGCCGAAUGGUUCUUGCAAAACAAACGCCGGAAGGUACAGCAGAAUGCCGUGUUGAACGUACAGUUUCUCGAUCCUUUACCGCUCAAGGUACUGCAGGAGUUUAACCGGGAACCGUAUGAACCGCUUGCUCUGCGACCGGAAGAUAAUGCUAACGAGUUCCGCCGGCUGUAUGAUGAUAAUUACCGUGGACCAAUCUCGGUGCUCGUGCUGGAAAAGGGCACCAAAAAGGGAGGCAAAAAGCGAGUACCUCCAACGAAACCCUACCUGCAUAUGCUCGUCCUGUAUGAUCUCUUGAAGCGUGAGGCAAAGAAAAAUAUGUACAGCAUCUAUGAGGGAUACUCUGAAGCCAUACUAAGCGAAUUGGAAAAAAUGAAUUUCUCGACAGCAAAGGAUCAACUACACUACGCCCUAACUCAACUGUUGGAACGCAAGGAUAUCGAAAAGUCGGACGUAGUUUCACGCGCGAAACAGAUGAUUACCGACUUAAACACUCGCAAUAGCCAGAUAUCGAUGACGCUGGAAGUUGUGCCUCCGCUACAGUUUGGAUUGUGAUUUAGACAACUAGACAACCCAUUACCUUAUGACGCACUUUAAAAAAUGCAAAAAUAAUAUAUUUACACAGUGUAGAAUGAAACUAGCAAUGCAACGCAUCUUUAGCUUAUUGCAUACC